AUGGUUACUCUUCUUAGCCUCUUCACCAGCAGCAGCCUCAUUUUCCUCUCCUUCCUUCUUGGCAGCAGCCUUCUUCUUACGACCGAUGUCCACCCCAUAAUGCUGGAGGUACCACUGCUUGAAAGGCGCAGUAUCAACUUGAAUAAAAGCACCCUUAACCAAAGUCUGGGACGUAACCAGCUCAUUAUUGGACGCGUUAUAAACGACGUCCAGAAUACGAGUCUUCCUGGUGACAGCCUCACUGCCCCAAGAGAAGUUUCCUGUGUCCAGCCUCAAUGCACGCCACUUCACAUUACCUCCACGGACCCUCACCCUGCGGACAGUCUUGUUGCUCGAAAACUUUGUGUUUGCGGGUUGUCUUUCAAGCUCGUACUUUCUCUUCUUCCUCCAAGUCUUCUUCUUUCCUCCAGUCGUACGCCUCUUGUGCAUGGAAUCCCGAGAAAUACCCAUGGUUGCAGGCGGAUGAUUCUACGGUCCCGACGAAUCACUGGACCACCCAUGGUGCCGGUCACCUCCGGAGAGAAGCAGAGGUCACCGCAGCGUGAAGAGGAGCUAGAGAAGAAACGGAGAGAUGACGUGCUGAUUUGA
Striga asiatica is the source of this 588-nucleotide messenger RNA. NCBI's taxonomy places the organism in Eukaryota, Viridiplantae, Streptophyta, Magnoliopsida, Lamiales, Orobanchaceae. The record is from the annotation of a GenBank genome assembly.